UUGUGGCCAUUGUUGGGUUUUUCUACCCUUUCAGUUCAAUAGCGUGGCGUUAUUGCCAGUGACCGAGAAAAUGAACAAAGCCGGCGGAAUUGCAAUGGGGGGCGGUGGAGGAGGUGGAAGUGGGCCGACAACGGCGGCGGCUGCAGCAGCGGCGCAGAAGCAGAAAGCACUGAUGCAGAGAGUGGAAACUGAUAUUGCCCACAUCGUUGACAAUUUCACUCACCUCGUUAACGUUGCUAGGAUUAAUGACACACCAGUUAGAAACUCACAAGAGGCGUUUAUGAUGGAAAUGCGUGCAGCCAGAAUGGUUCAAGCAGCCGAUUCUUUACUUAAGUUGGUGUCAGAGUUGAAGCAGACAGCAAUCUUUUCAGGAUUUGCAUCUCUUAAUGACCAUGUUGAUCAAAGAAUAGGGGAAUUUACCCAGCUUGCAGAAAAAACAGAUAGCAUGUUAGCUAGAAUUGGAGAGGAGGCUGCUGCUAGCCUCAAGGAGCUCGAAACUCAUUACUAUUCUUCUGCACAGAGGACAAGUCAAACCUUAGAACCGUAACUGAUAUUCCUGAUAAGUUACCAUAUCAUUCACUUCUUUAAUGGACAUGUUUUCUGACUUGUUUAAAUUAUAUACUCAUGUAAUCACCGCCAACAAUUUAUUUGUACGGGAGAAAGAUAUUUCAUGUGUUUAUCCAA
Messenger RNA from Populus nigra (black poplar), 684 nucleotides. RefSeq names its product mediator of RNA polymerase II transcription subunit 22a-like. Gene Ontology annotation, molecular function: transcription coregulator activity. Bases 71 to 547 code for a protein of 158 amino acids. The transcript has 3 exons. The record is from RefSeq and is a predicted model, not a curated record. Gene Ontology annotation, cellular component: mediator complex. Gene Ontology annotation, biological process: regulation of transcription by RNA polymerase II. NCBI's taxonomy places the organism in Eukaryota, Viridiplantae, Streptophyta, Magnoliopsida, Malpighiales, Salicaceae.